Messenger RNA from Parnassius apollo (apollo), 717 nucleotides. The record is from the annotation of a GenBank genome assembly. Lineage: Eukaryota; Metazoa; Arthropoda; Insecta; Lepidoptera; Papilionidae.
AUGGCGUCGGGUGCAGCAGCAAUGCGUGACCUUAAGGUAAAACCACAAUGGGAGCGGACUAGGCGUAUUAUGGCUUUGGUGCCUCCUGCAUGCGCCCCUUCUGAUAGUAGCAAUACUUCAGAAGAUGAAGACCAGGUUCCUAAAUUACUAGAUCACGUUGAGACGAAUGACUUAUCUGAUUUUAGUUCCGAGCCAAAAUCAAUAGAGUCUUCUUUAGAAAGGUUAAAUAUCCUGGACGAUCUAUCUGAUAAUAGUAACUCCAAUAUCCAACAAAAUCCAGAAUCUCCCAUAUCUCCUUACGAAGAAGAUACAGUCCCAUUGACUCCACUUAUGAAUGAGAUAUUUAGACCGGGGUCAGAGUUACUACAUACCUUACCUACAUUAAAUUCGCCACUUUUAUCUGCACUUCCGGAAAAUACAAGAUCAAAUAAAAGGAAAGCUAUCAAUAGACCGAAAUUAGUAACAAAAAAGGUAAAAAAAUAUAUCCGCAAACCUCUUAAUUUCAUAUGGACAAAAGAACUAUUGAAAAAAAAUAGAGUUCCCAAAGACACGAAUAAGGAAAAUAUUGCUGCUGCCCAAAUUCAAUUACCAUCUGCUCCGAGACCACCUGAUGCUGUACGAUACGAUAACACUGGGCAUUUGCCAGUAUUUGUUCCCUAUGGUUUACCAAUGUUUGAUUACACUGUAUUAUGUACUGUGUACUGUAAAAUGGCUUAA